CCGAAUUGUCCAAUGAAAUGUAACGUUAUAAAACAGACCGGUCAAGGUUGGGUCUGAUGAAAGUUCCAUAAACCAUACUUCGCAUAUAUCAUCAUCAGCAUGUUGUCUAACAGUAUUUAUCAACCACAGGUUGUUGCUGCAUUGUCACAGUUUUCUUCUUUAUUGAGCUCUGCCAGAACAGGAUCUAGUUCUGGUACCUAUAGAAGAAUAAAUACUCAAAGAACCAACAGAAAGACAAAGCAAAUAGCUAGUCAAGCAGCCAAACAAACAGAUGAAGUUAAAAAGGCAACAAAGGAAUUUGAGAUAGAUAUCAAUGAUGUUGUUGCACUGCCAUCACAGAUCAACAUUCAGGAGUUGUCUCCCCACAUGUCUUUGAUUCAUAAAGGUUGUCAUGUGUCCCAUGUCUCAACUGACACAUUUUUUGAAAACAAAUCGGGAUUAUCAGAAAAAUUUGUAAACAGUGAUGUCCAUCAAGAAGUUCAAAGAAUUUUAAGAACAGAACCUUUUAGAAAACUGCUGAAAACAUGUACAAAUAAUCUCUAUUAUCAGCAAACAAGAGGAUUUAAAACACACAGAUUGAAAACUGUAGGAAUGGGAGGACAGAAAUCAGAAUCUGAAUUAAAUAAAUUUGUGAAUAUAUUGUUUCAAGAUAAAAGUGGACAAAAACCAGUUGAAGGGGAGAAAUUUAAAGCAAUGCAUCAAAAGCAUUCAGGGGACCAUGCAACACAACAAGAAUUAAAAAUAUCUUUUGCUGAUGGUUAUCUUGCAAGAGAUCCUACACACAAGAAGCAUUACUUUGAUAAUGUUAUACAGGGAUUAUUGAAGUCAGCUGUCUAUCUGUUCUGUUUGUAUGUUAUACUCAAACUGGUUGCCAGCAAUUUAAUGGGUAGAGGUUCUGGAGUAGGUGGACUUAGUAUUCUGAAACAGGAACCAUUUGAAAUAGCACCUGAAGAUGUACAUGUUACCUUUGAUGACGUUAAAGGGAUUGAUACAGCUAAAGAUGAGUUGAUGGAGGUUGUUGAUUUUCUUAAAGAUCCUGAUAAAUAUACAGUGUUAGGGGCCAAACUCCCAAAAGGUGUUUUAUUGGUAGGACCACCAGGAAUUGGUAAAACUUUGUUAGCCAGAGCAGUAGCAGGUGAAGCAGGAGUGCCAUUCUUUCAGUGCUCUGGAUCUGAAUUUGAUGAAAUGUUUGUUGGUCUAGGUGCAAAAAGAAUCAGAGACUUGUUCAGACAAGCCAAAGAAAAGGGAACCUGUGUGAUAUUCAUUGAUGAAAUAGAUAGUGUAGGUGCUAAGAGAACAAGUUCUGAGUUACAUCCUUAUGCUAAUCAGACUAUUAACCAACUCCUGGCUGAGAUGGAUGGGUUUGCACAGAAUGAAAAUAUCAUAGUAUUGGGAGCAACAAAUAGAAUUGACCAUCUAGACAAGGCAUUACGGAGAAAGGGUAGAUUUGAUGUUGAAGUAAGAGUUUUCCCUCCAGAUCUGAAAGGAAGAAGAGAUAUCUUAAAUCUGUACCUUGGUAAAGUUAAAGCUGACAAAAAUAUAAAAGUAGAAGAUAUAGCCAAGGGAACAACAGGUUUUAAUGGUGCUGACAUACAGGACUUGGUAAACCAAGCAGCUUUAAAAGCAGCCAUGGAAGGAGAAGAUAUGGUCUAUGAAAAACACUUAUACUGGGCCAGGGAUAAAGUUUUGAUGGGACCUGAAAACAAAAAUAAGAUACCAGAUGAGAAUACCAAUUGGAAUACAGCUUAUCAUGAAGCAGGACAUACCAUUGUUGCAUAUUUUACUAAAGAGGCCACAGCCCUUCACCAAGUAACAAUCAGAGCCAGAGGUGUUUCUCUAGGUCACACCUCCUUCAUCCCUGAGACAGAGGAAUACAAUCAGACCAAGGCAAAACUUUCAGCAGAAAUGGAUGUAGCAAUGGGAGGAAGAGUGGCUGAGGAAAUCAUCUUUGGAAGUGAUCAUGUCACAACAGGUGCAAGCAGUGACUUUCAGAGUGCUUCAAGGAUAGCAACAGCAAUGGUGACAAAGUUGGGAAUGUCAGAUAAGAUUGGAGUUCGUGUGUUUGACAUCCAGCAACAAGAUGGCGGGCUUGGCUUUAUAAUGGUGAAUCAAUACAGUGAAGCUGUGACGAAAGAAAUAGAUUCAGAAAUAAAACGUCUUCUUCAGGAAUCUUAUGACAGAGCUAAGAAGAUUUUGACAAACCACUCAGAACAACAUAAAGAACUUGCCAAAAUGUUAAUGAAAUAUGAAACAUUAAACAAAGAGGAAAUUAAACUUGUGAUGGACGGCAAACCACUCAACAAAAAAGUUUUCAGUUGAUAUUAGUUAUGCAGCAUAAUUUUAUAUAAAAAAAUUCUGGUCAUUGUGAUUUCUUGAUUUGGUAGUUCUUAAACAACAGGAACUCCAGUGUACAUUACCAUUCAGAAAAUUUGGUGUCAGAACACUAUUUUAUAGUUUUGAGGGUCUGAACUAGCAUUUUAAUGAACUUUAUGGUUGUUUUAUUUUCUGAGAAGACAAGAUAAAUGUAACUCAGGGAUACUUAUGUAUAACAGUAGAGUUAUGUGUUAUCAUGGUGUGGCUAUUUGUCUUCAUCAUUGUUGUAAAAUACCUUUUAGGUGUUCGGUUAAAUAUUGCUUACCCCAACAGGACAAAUAAAGUUUACAUGCAUUUUAUCAUUUCACACUUAUUGAACUUCUCAUUUUAUUUUUAACAUGCACUCUGUAUAUGUGUACAGCUUUAUAACCACAUUUAAAUUUUUUGUAUCUACUUGCCACUACUAAAAACUGAUAGAAGACACAUUGUAGCAGAAGAUAUUUCCACCUUUAUACCUAUAAGAAAACUGAUACAAACAGCCUUAUUGUAUAAUUUUUAUAGAGUUUUUUUAAGAAUGUAUAAAAAUUGAUAAAUAAUAUGAUAUGAAAUACCAAGACAUGAUUCUUAUAUUCAUGUUAAGAAUAUCGUUUUAAAUAUCUGUUCAAUUAAAAAAGAUUCAUUUGUAUUCAGUCUUGAUUUUUUUUAACUUUUUCAGUCGAUAUUAAUUUAUGAGUAAAUCUAUCUUGAUAACAACAGCAACAGCCCUAUUGUUGAUCUUAUUGAAUGUUAAGUCUAAAGAAAUAACACACAAUAUAUGUUAAGUACAUUACUGAUCAACUCAUCAAUAGAUGACAAAAGGAACACCUGUAUUGAAAAUUGAAAUCUUGUCAAGUGAGAAAUCAAAGUUUGGCUAAUGUAAACUUUUUAUACUUUUUAUUAUUUUAUUUUGAACCCCUUUCUCAUGUCUCAUAAAAAUGUUUUUAUGUUUUAUGAUGCUGAUUAAGUUUUACCUAAAAGGUACCUUUUAUAUAUUACUAUACUUUAGUUAUCUAUUUCGAUUGUAUGCUGAAAGAGUGAUAUAUGUUCUAAUAAUAGUAGGGAAUGUAUUGUUAUCCGAAUGUUUUUAUCUUAAGAAUUGAAAUUGUGUAUCCAUUCAUUUAUUUAUAGGUCAGAUGCAAUGUUUUUUAGCGAGUUAUGUAUAAAAUUUCAAAAGGUGUUUUGGUCAACAAAUAUUGCUUUUUACUUGUAUAUAGUAAGAAUGAAUGGUUUGCAGAUAAAACAACAUUGCUGAUUCCCCCCAAUAAAAUCACAUAUUCUACAUUAUGUCAUUUUAUAGUUGCUAUUGUGUCCAAAUGUAAAAUAUUUCACAUGAUAUUUCACAAUGUAUUUUUGUCAAGCAUUGCAAAGCUGGUAUUAAUUGGAAAAUGAGAGAUUUGAGGAUUUUGUGCACUAUCUAGUUAUCAGGGGGUUCCAUUUACACGUAUGAUUAAUAAAAUGAUAUAUUAUUAGGAUAUUUGUUAGACCAGGCAGUGUUUUUGUUGACAAUAAAAUCAUUUUUCAUAAUAUAA
Molecule: messenger RNA, 3881 nt
Organism: Mytilus trossulus (common blue mussel)
Lineage: Eukaryota; Metazoa; Mollusca; Bivalvia; Mytilida; Mytilidae
Product: ATP-dependent zinc metalloprotease YME1L1-like
Exons: 20
Coding region: 100-2319 (739 amino acids)
Biological process (GO): protein quality control for misfolded or incompletely synthesized proteins; mitochondrion organization
Cellular component (GO): mitochondrial inner membrane
Molecular function (GO): ATP-dependent peptidase activity; metalloendopeptidase activity; ATP binding
Source: RefSeq, a predicted model, not a curated record